This is a messenger RNA of Canis lupus familiaris (dog), 3106 nucleotides long. It is a transcript of the gene PMVK, whose product is annotated as phosphomevalonate kinase. Bases 256 to 720 code for a protein of 154 amino acids. Gene Ontology annotation, biological process: isopentenyl diphosphate biosynthetic process, mevalonate pathway; cholesterol biosynthetic process. NCBI's taxonomy places the organism in Eukaryota, Metazoa, Chordata, Mammalia, Carnivora, Canidae. Gene Ontology annotation, molecular function: phosphomevalonate kinase activity. Gene Ontology annotation, cellular component: cytoplasm. The transcript has 6 exons. The record is from RefSeq and is a predicted model, not a curated record.
GGGCGUGGCCGCGGAGGGCCCUUCUGCGGCUGCGCGGGUGUGGUCGCAGCGCCGACGCGGGCGGGAGUGGGGUCUGCCGCUGGGUGGCUGACGCAUGGCCCCGCGGGGAGGCGCCCCGUGCCUGGUGCUGCUGGUCAGCGGGAAGAGGAAGUCCGGGAAGGACUUCGUGGCCGAGGCGCUGCGGAGCAGGAGCACGACCUGGAUUUCCAGAGACUCCUGGAUGCCAGCGCCUACAAGGAGGCCUUUCGGAGGGAUAUGAUCCGCUGGGGGGAGGAGAAGCGCCAGGCCGACCCCGGCUUCUUCUGCAGGAAGGUUGUAGAGGGUGUCUUCCAGCCUGUCUGGCUGGUGAGUGACACACGGAGGGUGUCGGACAUCCAGUGGUUCCGGGAGGCCUAUGGGGCUCUGACACAGACCGUCCGUGUGGUAGCCUCGGAGCAGAGCCGACAGCAGCGGGGCUGGGUGUUCACCACAGGCCUCACUUUGGUGACAUGGGUGGGAACCCGAUCUGCUCAGCAAACCAUCUGUUACCUGAGCUCCCGGGCAAGAUGUCCCACAGAACCCUUUGUCCAGUGCCGCAGCCCCACCACUCUGCUCAGCAGUGCUCCCUGCCACCAUCUGCAGCCCGCAAAGCUGGGCCUGGGCUCCCUCACGGUAUGCCCAGCAUCUAGCACAGUGCCAGGUGGGCAAGAUGCACUGUCAUACACGUGGACCAGACUGUGAACCUGAGCUGUUUUUAAAGGGACCUAGAGGGGCCAGGUGCGGAGAGCGUGCAAUGACAUUUGAACACCGUGGAGACUGAGUCCCUUACCCACCAUGGCUCCGAGCACCAAUCAUGCCUGUGUGCCAGCACCAGCGCUGAGGGGGAGGCAGAUACACCCGACUCCCAGUUCUCCAUGGUGACGAGGGCCUUGACGGUUGGCAACAGCAGAUGAUCUCCAACACGCUUCACACGCUUUGAGUCACUGGCUUCCGCCGCCCCCCACCAUCACUUUGCUGGUGUGGCUGACAAACUGCCACAGGGAUUCACAUCUCUCUUCUCUCUUCACCCAGCGGAGCUGCUCUGAAAUGGCCAAGGCUGGGCCGGUGGAGGAGGAGCAGAGGGCGAACGUAGCCCCCUCCCCGCGGAGCUGGGUCCUAUACCCCUGGGGUAGUCUGACUUGGCUUUCUGCAAGCCCCUUUAGGGGGUGGAGGAGGGGAAGGUGUGGCCUCCCCUGGCAGGACCCCCAGACCCCAGGGGCACAAGUUGCCUCCCGGUGCCCACAGGGCCUCCCCUCAUGACACAGACUCCAUGCAAACCAGCAGCGGGCCUGCCCCACCCCCUCUCCUCAGCCACGCCUUAACCAAACUUGAUGGUGCUCAUUGAGGUCAGAGCUUCUGCACUGAACUGGGCAACAGAGGCCCCCUCACUUCCCCAUGCUCCCCUCCCCUCCCCCUGCUAAACUCCUUCCCAGAAGAGGGAUGGAAAGCAGGAGAGAGAGAAGCGAAUGUAUGUUGAGGACCUACUACCUGCUGUCCACUGCCUUGAGGAGACCACAGCUUUCCAGGUAGAGCUGAGCCAGGCUUCCAUAGCAGGACUGGCUGCUUGCUUGUCUCUGGAGGUCUCUUCUGGGAAAUGGCUGCCUUGGCGCCAACAAUGCACACCUCAGUCUCCCGCAGUCCAAACCCUGGGGGGUCAGGUCUCUGCAGAUCUCUCGUGAAUGUGUCCUCUACAAUGGAAGUUCCAUCAGCCAAGAUUGGGGUUCUGAGUGCCCUUGGCCCCCUAAACAUUCUUUGCUGGGCAUGGAGGAGCUGGCAGUGUUGGGAGCCUUGGUCAGGAAAUGCAGAAGGGCCCCACUGACAGGGUCAGAGUGCAGGUUUGGAAGCCUCCGGUCUCGGGGUUGCCGGGCAGGGGCUCAUCCCAUCUCCCUUCCUUCCCGUCUUGCCUCCUGACCGGUUCAGAAGUGUCUCUACUGGAAGUGGAUGCCAGAAGGAGGUCCAAAGCCACUGGAGGAUGAGCCCUCAAGGGCUCCCCAGGAGUAUCCCUGACGGCCACAGGGGAAGUUGUGUGACUUCAUGUAAAUCUGCUCCGGAUGCAACUUCAGAAGCAAGCAGAGGAGGCAAGCUUUCCUUGUGGGACAUCCCCCCAGGUACAAUAAUGGCAUAGUGUUGGCACAUAGUCUUUCUGGGAUGGAUGGCCUUGUUGCACUCCCAUCCUGGAACUCAACUUUCACACUUGGCCAACAUGAGGGGUCCAGGCCUUCGGAGUCUGAGGCUCAGCUGUUGAAUCUCGGGCAAGGCCACGGGCCUCCAUGCGCCCCAGUUUCUCUUCAUAAAAUGGGGGCUCUGGAACAUGCCACCCAGAGCCCUCAGGAUCCCCGUGAAGUGGUGGCAUGAUGCUGGGUGAAUGGCUGCAGGUCUGAUUCUGAGCUGUAUGGUCUGGGUCUGGUACCAGGGCAGCGGAGGAAGUGUUCCUUUCUCCGUAUCCAGUGACAGGCAGCCUGGAAAUUCAGAGUAAAAAUGUCCUCUCUUCCCUUGACCCUCCAGGGUCUCCUGGGCUGGUGAGUGGGAAGAGAGGGUGCCCUGGGUGGAGGGCAGGACCAGGCCUGGAAGGCCCCUAGGCCUCACCUUCACUGAGGUCCCAGCCUCCCCCCCCCGCCCUGGGGCUGCACUGGUGGGCGCUUUCCCGGCCAGAGCACCCCUUGCUGAAUUUGGCCAUGUGCCAGGGGCCUGGCUGUGGCUCUGCGCAAACAGCAGGCUGGGGUGGCUGGGGUCCUCCUGUCCAGCAUGGCAGGCCCCGCGCUCUGGGGCCCAACACUGGCCAUAGGCAUUGUCCUGGAGUGGCCUCACGGUCCAGGAUGAGCAGUAAUUUGCGGGUUUUCUGAGCGUGGGCUAGAGCUGUGCUUGUUAUAAAGUGCUGGAGUGAGUUAGUCUAGUGCGUGAGCCUCACAGCUGCCCUGUGCACGCUCGUCGUGGUCUUUGCGGCCCCUCUUUCCAAGGUGAGCCCUGGAAUAGCCCUUACACAGUCCGGAGAAGAAACAAACAAGCAAAACUUCUGUUUUGCUUCCCUGUAUCUAAUGGCAGAAAUAAAAACACAGGAGAAAUAAAUGUGGGGAUUUGGCAAAAUCUA